Spodoptera litura is the source of this 2818-nucleotide messenger RNA. RefSeq lists its product as uncharacterized. The record is from RefSeq and is a predicted model, not a curated record. Gene Ontology annotation, molecular function: protein binding. NCBI's taxonomy places the organism in Eukaryota, Metazoa, Arthropoda, Insecta, Lepidoptera, Noctuidae.
GGGCGACCGCGCGUCGUAUCGCCGAGAACUCCGCAUUCGAAUUUCGAAAAAAACCGUUUAAAAUUUUUAUGUUAGUGAUGUGUACGUGUUGGUGACUUGUCUGUGGAUUUUGAAUAUGGCGUUUUGUGUUGUGUUGGUUUAAAGGAUCGCUGGUACCUUCCAUGGAGUACCGCUUUGGCCGCUUUCAGCAGGACAACCUUUACAGCUCAACCGAAAUAGCAGCCCGCCGAUGUAAACACAAAGUCGAAAUGAGAUGAGUAUGCGUGUGGCGUGGGCCAGGUGGUACUGGAUCGUUAUAUUCACGACGUGCGCCGCGAGGACCGCCAGCGACUGGCUCGACUGCGCCCACAUAUCCACAUGCAAGUGCAAAUGGUCCUCCGGCAAGAAGACAGCUACGUGUGCCUCUGGUGACCUACGCCGCCCACCAGCUCUGUCAUCCGACAUACAAGUCCUGGACCUCCAUGAUAAUCCGCUCCGAAACCUGCCACAAGAAGUAUUCGCAACCAUUGGCCUCUUAAACUUACAACGACUAAAUCUCCGAGCGACAAGCCUCAGGUCAAUACAUCCUGACGCAUUCUUAGAAUUAAAAAUUUUAGUAGAGGUCGACUUAGGAGACAACGAUUUAUCCCACCUUCCAAGGGACAUAUUCAGAGGCAACGAAAGAUUAAGACAAGUUGUACUUAGCAGCAACCCUUUGACCACCCUUAUAGCGGAUCAGUUCCCACCUUUACCGCAUUUGCGAAUACUUUUGUUAGACGGAUGCAGAUUAAGGUCGAUACAUACAAAUGCUUUGAGGAAUUUAAAGUCUUUAGAAAACAUCGAUUUGCGUAGAAAUCAGCUUACGUUCCUUCGUUUGAUCACAUUUUCUCUACCUGCAUUGAAGACGGUAUCUUUGUCCGGUAAUCCUUGGAAAUGUGACUGUAGGCUUAGAGAAUUUAAGGACUGGUUUCUAGAGAGUAAAUUGGGUACUGAAGAUUUGCUUUGCGUGGAACCUUCGACGCAAGCUGGAAACAAGUGGCGUCACGUCGCUAGUGAGAGUAUGUCGUGUCCGCCUGAAAUUAAAUCAAGUACACUUGUCGUUAGAGCUGAAAUAGGAUUGCCUACGACAUUCGGUUGUUGGGUCCACGGAGUGCCAAAACCAAAAGUAACGUGGUUAUUUGACGGUGUUGACGUUCACAAUAGCACGGUAGAAUGUGACAUGGAAGAAACCGAAACAAGUGUCGAAGAUGACACAGAGGAUAGAGUGCCAGGAAGUGUUCGAUGGGUCAAUGUGACCCUUUUAAAUGUGACAUCAAGUGCGGCCGGAGAGUGGACGUGCGUAGCGAAAAGUAUGGCGGGUGAGGCGAGGGCUAUAAUAAGUCUCGUUUUACCAAGGUCUCAAACGGCAACGGCUCGCACCGCACCUGGGAUUCCACAUUUAUUAGGUGUUGUAUUUGGCGCGCUGGGUAUACUAGCGACUCUGGGCUUCAUUGCAGCAGUAGCUUGUUGGCAUCUCAGACGACGAACGGUUCCACCGAGCAGAAGUUUCACUGAUCAAGAAAAACGACUGAUAGAUGCAUCUGUUGUCGUAAGUUGUGAUCGAUCUAUUGGCGACAUGGCUUCACCGUGCGAUUUUGAAAUGACAGAACGAAUGUCAGAUGAGCCUCCUAGAGGAUGCGGUUUUGAUCCUGUUCAUAUAACUAUAGAAGGGACACCGGGUGCAUUUCCACCACCACCUGCAGAAUUUGCGGUUCCAGUUCCGUAUGGUAAUAUUUUCAUAUCUGUUCAAGUAGCUGGUCGAGGAGAGCCUGCGAAAUACCCAGACUUGUUGAGUGGUGGCGCAACAUUACCUCGGCGAAACAGAACUUGUUGUGCAGCUCCAGCAUAUGACAACAUGGGUCCUAGAGUUACAGCUACAGGCAGUUCAACGUGGUCCUUGCCAGGAGCUAGCUCGGAGAACGUAGAGGUAUCAGAAACACCAGUACUAACCCUACCACCGCCUCCACCGGAGUUUGUCUCCCUUUAGCCCAGGCCUCUGGUACUAGACGCCUCCACGCUGAGGUGACCUGGUACCCAGAAAUAUGCAGUCAAUUAGACUAUUCCCAAAUUGUACUUUAUGAUAAUUUCAAAGUGAUUAUUAAUUUAAAUUGUAAAUAGUAGCGCUAAGACAUGGACGAUGUGUGACAUCUGUGAGGUAAAUACGUAAGAUUGUUAUCAAUAUUAAUAUUGUAAUAUUGCAUUUAAAGUGAACUUGUUGUUACGUUGGGUAAUGAAGUGAGAGCGAUUAGUCUUCUUAAUUUGACCCCUAGAUAUUCUUUUUAUUUACAUUUCGAGUAAGCGUCUUCCUAUGCGUUGGAAUAUAUGGACAGAUUUUUAUUCAGCCAUAUUUGACUGAGAAUGGUGUUUCAUUUUGUAAGUAACGCCGAUCAAACAUAUUUGUUAAACUGUUUAAAUAACACGAAAUCGUAUUAAAAAUACACGUAUUUAAAGAAUAACGUCGUCAGAAAAAUGGGUGUUUACUAUGUUGAAACAAAAUCGAUUUCAUCAUUUUCAGGUUGAUUGUAUUAAAAAUUUCAACUCAACAAUGUCCACGAACAUAAAUGAAUGAGAAUUAACUUGCGUUUCUGUCCGUAUAUUCCAGCUAAACUUUUGUAAAUAAUGUAUUGUUUAUUAUACAAACUUCCCAAACAUAAGACUGACCCUUUUCUCUUGUUUUUCACCUCUUUGUAACUCUUAACGUUAAUGCUGUACCACCUAGUCGGCCAGAAUAGCUUCUAAAUAUCUUUUCUUUGAAAGCAAAAAUAUCUAAUGUAAAGGAAAAUAAACCGAUCAAGUGAAA